AUGAUCGAGAUCCCCGAUUUAGACGAUGUUGUCCCGCACCCGGGAGCAGCGACGUCCCGGGCGCUCCAGGGGGGCUACCGGUACCCGAUAGCCACUGACUUUGUCGACAAAGUGGCGGCGCUCGACCUCAGUGACGAUGAGGAGGGCGACACCACCGCCGACACCCUACCCCAGAUGCCAGCGGCGCUCCCACCGGCGCCGCUAAGCCCGCUGAUGGCUCACUUCACUCAGCUACCUCCUCAGGGCUCUAGUGCUAGUGCCAGUGCUGACGUCGAUAUCACCCCGGUGGAACUCAAUAACCUGACGCUCAGUUCAGGCCCCAGCGAAGUCGUGGACACGCUGACGGUGCUUCCACGAGUGAUAGAGAUGCCUGAGCUUGACCAGGAGCUGGUGGGGGUGCGUAUCCCAUCAGCACCGGUGGAGUUUACUUUUGGCGGCGCCGGCGACGCCGACAACGACCUCCUCCCCACCACGACGCCGUUACCGUUCCACGACCAGCGCCAGGCGCUCGUCACCGACUACAAAACCCCCACCGAAUACACCUUGCACAUCAUCUUCACCCAGUUUGUCCGCAUCGCCGAGAUUAAGCUCUCCCAGUGCGCUGACCACCCCCUCCAUGAAGACGCUCCUGUCGCCGAUACUCUACGAGCCGGGGCUGAUCCUGCGUUUGAUAAAGUGGUGGCGCUGCUUGGGUUUAUCGCUAAGAAUAAGCCGAAACCAGUUAUAGACCUGGUGAUGUUCUGGCGCAAGCUGAAGCUGGAAAUGGCAGCGAUGGCAGCAGUGGACCUUGAGCGGGUGAUGGCGCGCCAGCAGCUGAUACUGCCGAACCCGCUGCAACCUGGUAUCGCUAAACGACUGGUAUCGUCCCAGGCGACGCUGCCGGCACUGACAGCGCCGCUGCUAGGGCUGAGGGCUAAACGGCUGUUGUCACUUAUGCGUACUAAGUCGUUCCCUAAGUUUGGCGCUGGCGGCGCUCACCGGCGCAACCAGCUGACACUGGCGCUCGCCGUCACACCGCCACUGGCGCUGGGCGACGCUCACCAUGGCGACGACUACUUCACACCGCCAGUGGCCAACCAACAGGUGUCCCACGCCCGCCACCAGGCCAUCGUCGCCGAGCGCAAGCUGUUGGCGCUGAUUUAUAUACUAUGCCGUGUCCUCAUCGAGAUCGUGCGCCAGCUGACGCUGAUGGGCCCCGAAUUGCGAGAUAAACUUGAGGAAAUCGUCUACUCCCAGUUGAAGACUACCGACCCGGUGGCGACGCUGCAACUGUUGACGCGGUUAGCCAACUGGACGCUCUUCUGCGAGCUCUUGGGCCACAUGAGUCACGACCAUUUUGUGUCAGUAUCUGACCGGUUUAUUGCCGAUCUUGAGCGCUAUGGCCACGGAGAACUGAUCCCCGUACACGAUGAGCCUCGUUUGCAUUUACUUAUUCACGGCAUGAGAUUUUUAGAAUUGCGCAAUUACCCUCCGGAAGACUUUGAGGAAACGUCAGAAUUUGUGUGUCUGCUAGCUCGGUUCUUCGCCGCGCUGACAAAUGAGACUGUCACUUUCGCUUACUGUGAAGUUAUUGGCAAUAUGUUACUCCCUUUGGCCCAUCAAUUGACGGCAGAAGUGAACCACCCGGUGUGGAUGGAGGCGAUGGAAAUCUUGUACGAGAAAGCUAGUAAGCUCUGGCAAGCGCUGCUUUCAGUGGCCGAUGACGGUGGCGGUGGCGCCCAGGCAUGGCUGUACCUGGUCCACUUGAUGACGGCAGUAUUGGCCUGUCUGAGACGGGAAUUGUUCUCCAAUACCUGGUUUGAGAUGCUCCAACGCAAUAGCUUUAAGCUCAGGGCCAAAGUUGACGUUGAGGACAGAAUCACCUACGUGGUGUGUGCGGCUCGCUUGAUGUGGGUGUAUUUGUACCGGUUACCUGAUACCCUCAACAACACGCUUAAAAAGCUUGACCAGGCGGUGGAAAUGCUUUUGCUUCAACCGACAAAGAAGAACGGCCAAUGGCUUACUAAUGACCAGUACCUUGUCGGUGCCCUGGUGGAAUUUUUGCGGGUAGCGGGCUACAGUCACCUUAAUCACAUGCUUGAAAACGUGUUCAUUCCUGCGUUCAAUUCAAGCUUUAAUGGGAAUCUGUUAGAGGGGAUGUGUCCGGAAAAACUUGUGGUUCUCAUCCGGGCUUAUUUGGUGAUAUUAGAAGACUAUGAAGUGGGUCAAAAGCCUAAGUUCCCUCUGGACGAAGUGCUUAGUCAACGGCUCAAAGGACCCUUUGGCAGACCACUCGCUGCAACCCUGCUGCCCUCUACCACCAGACUGCCGAUUGCCGAGUUCCUGUUUGCCGCUCGCACGUCGACCAACCGUGCUCUGCAUGACGAAAUCUGUCGCAUUUUAGCCAACUUAUUGCGUGUAUUAGACACUCAAUAUGGCGCUCAUCCUGAUCCCGUGGUGCUGGAAACUGCUCCCACACAGGCAUCACAGAAGUUCUACUCCCAUUUCGGGCUUGAUUUCUCGUUCCAACAGACUAAGGAGCUCCAUUUGGAAGUGUUCGUGACAUUGCUUGAAGCCGUACCCUGGGCAUUAGCUCUGGGGGCCGAAGUGGUUCCCUAUAAGCUGGUGGUGGAGUUAUUAACUCGUAAUGUUGUCCAUGAGAAUAGAGAGGUGGCGAUGGCACUGAUGACUGCCCUUCAAAAGAUGGCGCUGCGGCGUAACGCUCUGGUGGUGGUUACCCAUUUUGCCAAGUAUGCGUUCAAUUUAAGCGAUAAGCCAGCUCCAUACAACCAGGCAUUUUUAACACUGGCUCAAUUUAAACGGCUCUUGAAGCUUUAUGUUGAAUUACUCAAUUGCUGGGUGACGCUGUUCCAACAAACAAGAAAGCCAGCGAAAAAGGGCCACCCUCUCAACCAGGACGACGAGAGAAUGCUGCAGGACGUGCUCAACGACUUAUACCAGGUUACUUACUCCGUCGGUGACGGCACUACCAAUAAACCCCAGCACCAGCUGCUGCCCUCCGAUGAGCUUGAGUGGAAAGCCAUUAUUACCGUGAUUGAGGAAAUUGAAGGUAACGGUUUAUACUUUGUUUGUCUGAACGAUAACAAAGUGCGCCACUACGGGUUUGCCAUCUUGAAAUUAGUGGAGUUGUUUGACCGCGCUAUGACCUCAGCCGACGAAGAGAGUAACCCUAGCGCCGUGCACCUGCGCAGCUCGCUGAAGUUCGCUGCCGACGCCGGUACUCGUUUGAUCCACAUCUUGGAAAAGCUUGAUUUGUUUGAGCUUGUAGCUCCGUUGAUGGAUGAAUUGACCCAACCGGAAAGGGCGAGAAUUGCCAAAUUACGCCAUAAACCGGUGGCGAGAAUGCUCAUUAAGAUUGCCGAAAGCGACUACGGUCUUGAUGUUACCCUCUGGCAACGGCUUUUCGCGAAAGUGGUAGCCAUUUGCUUUGAGAAGUGUCCCAUGCCUGUGGCCAUUUGCCGCCUGGUGGUGUGCACGCGGUUGGUGCAAAUGCACGAUCUUGUCGUUGAUUACAGCAACCAGGGCUCAGACGGUGCCAACAAGACGUUCAGUGGUUUGUUCAAGCCUGUGGGCCACGCCCCGCCUGAGCUCUUAGUGGAACAGUGGAAGCUCUAUUUGAUCUUCGCCUGCUGCUUACUCACGUCCACCAGCGAGCAAAAGCUUUCAUUCCCUACAAACACUCCCACAACAACCACGGGAGGCCGUAAGAAGCUGAACAGCGGCAGCAGUGGCGGCGUCUAUAUCCAGCACCAGACCAUCACUCUGGCGAAGCUGGUAUUCCGCAUGGUGCUCCCUCUCCUCAAAUCAUCGCAGACGAUGGUUCGUGAUGCUGCUCGCCAAGGUCUCAGUUGUCUUAACAUCAAUGUUUUCCGCUCGUUUUUGGAGUCGUUACCCACCAAUGCCACUGAAUGGAGCGCUUCGUCUACCUCCACCAAUGGAUCCAACAACACCGCAGUUCCCGCGGUGCCUGCUCGGGACGUCGCUGGCGAUCGUGCCCGGGUGGAAAUCGUCCACAUUUUGGCAGUGGUGAUGUCGCGGUUUGUUGAUGAAGCCGUCAUUUUUGAUGACGAAUGGAUUGUCGCUAACUUGGUUAGCUUAGUCAAGAGUGUCAAGACGUUUUUACUGCGUCUGGAAGUGCAAACGGCGUGGGAGUACCAACGGCUUAGACGGUUCUGGUGUCAAUUUCUCCACCCCGUGCUCCAGGGGUUACAAAAGCACCGCAGCGACAUCGACCGGUGGAUGCCGUUUGAAGCACGUAUCGGCUGUUUCCGGUGGUUGACGGAGUGGUGUGGCUACGGCCUGAACAAGGAUAUCGAGUUUGAACGGUAUCUGGCGAUGUACAAGGCCAUCGGCCACCCCAAUCACCGCGAUGCCGCUCAAGUGGCGGCGAAACUCGAAGUGGAACGCAUGGCGUUACAGGCAGCGGCACUUGAAGCAAUGGCGACAAUCGUGGCUCUGCCCACAGUGUGUGAUGUUCCCGUGGGAGAACACACGAUUACCAUGCUGUUUGACAUCCCCAACACCAUGGCGUGGAUCAAGUUGUUGAUGGUAUACCACGAGAAUGAUGACCGUCGCUGGUUGAAAGUGGGUGAACGGGCAUUUGCCAAUAUUGUCCUGAGUCUGUUGGCUCAGUGUCGUCCUAUGAGCGACGAGAUUAUCAAGGAGCUUUUCUCCAGCGAUGUUGCCCAAUUGACCGAGGUCUAUUUCACUGGUUACGUGCGUGAGUUUGUCAAACACGACCCGAAACUGUUUGGCGACGACUUGACCCAUCAAGUGAUGUGUUUGGCGACGUUUUUGGUUGGUCACCACCAGCAACUGGUGCGGUCGGUGGCGCUUGAAGUGAUGGCGUUUUUGGAACCCCACAUCGUGCCUGACCGUGCUCCUGACCAGCUCCGUAUCGCUCUGUUUAGAGAACUGGUGAUGCUGCAACUGAAAGUGGUGUACAAGAAGGCCCUCUUUGACAUUCUGACCCACUUGGCGCUGGCUGACUCUCAGGGGACGUUGCCGCGGAUUCUGUACAUGACCAAGUACUUUUCCGUGGUACUGGCGCUGGGGAGACGGGACCUUUUGGCGUGUCUCUUACCGUGGAUGCUGGCGGUGAUCUUAGCUUACGAUGAGACUGAACCGGUGGGCGAUGUUCUGAAACCAUUGACUCAAGGACGCCUCAACACGGGCCUGCUUAUGGUGCUCAAUAACUUGUUCGAAAUCACGCUUUUGUUUGCCGACACCAUCUCCAACGAGGUCGAGGCGCUCUGGGUAGCGUUGGGCCUGACCCACGGAAACUUCGAUAAGAUCUUGGACUUCAUCCUCUCGUUGUGCUUGGAAAGAAAACAUCCGGAAUUCGUCGUCCACCUGAAGCAGAUUGUCGACUACUUGGCGUUCAACAACUCGCAAAACCAACAGGACUUCUACUACAUUGUUGACAAGUUCUUGGACAACUUGCACCCGCGGCUGAUGGUGCCCCCGCAACCGAAACGGUUUACUACGGAUGUUAUUGACCCUCACAACUUCCUGUACGUGGCCGACGUGUCGCUUUUGAUCCCCUAUAAUGAUAAGGACCCGCUGUUCUCUUUAGGGCAGCUCAGUUUAACGUUUAUGGUUGAUUUGUUUACGAUUGGUCUGCCUCAGUUUGCCGAUAAAGUGGCCAUGCUCGUGCACGUGCUGAUUGUCCUCUUGGACCAUUACCUCCCCUUGAUCCAAGACCAGGCGCUGGAGAUGUUGAUUCAUUUGUUGCACCAUCUGGACCCUCAAGGGGAACACGCGGAAUUAGUUGAAGAAACCAGUGAUAUGCUUCGCCAGGGAAGACUUUGGGCCUAUGAUGAUCUCAACAAUGAUGAUGUCAAGAGAGGGGCUCGUACUCCCAUUCCGAUGGACCGUUUGGUGCGCAACGUAUUGAAAGUGGUGCCUCAUCUCCAAGUGCAGUGGCUGAGAGUAGCCCUCCAUUGGGCCACUACCUGUGCCGUACGCCACAUUGCUUGUCGCCUGUUCCAAGUGUUCCGUCUGCUCCUCCUGUUCUUGGACCAGCUGAUGCUUCGCGACAUGCUCCACCGGUUGCUGAACACCAUUGCCGAUGACACCGACGACAUCCAGGGUUUUGCCAUGCAGAUUCUCAUGACGUUGAAUGCAAUUGUCGCCGAGCUUUCGCUGGAAAAGCUCAUCGACUUCCCGCAGUUGUUCUGGCUGGCAGUGGCGUGUUUGUACACAGUACACGAGCCGGAGUACAUCGAGCUGUUGCUGACGAUGGCGAAGUUCGUGCUGAAGAUCGACUUGGCGGCGCCCGAUACCAUUCUGUGCCUUAUUCUGACGUUCCCGCCGAAAUGGGAGGGCCGGUUUGCUGGACUCCACCAAGUGAUCCUUGCGGGUACGAGACUGGGGAGACUGUGGGACUCGACCAUUAAGCUUAUGGAUAAGCUUUUGGUGUUGCCUGAUUCCGAGGUGAUUGGUGUCGGUUCUCACCGGCUUUUGAUGGCUUUCUUGCCCAACAUUCCCCGGUUCUUACACGCGUUACUGCUUCAUAAGAUCCCCUCCGACGUCGCCACAUGUGCCCUGAACCUUGCCGCUUUGGCCACUGCUCACAACCGCCCUCACGUCGCCCGUAUCUUGGUGCUGAUCUCGAAGAACAGGUUUAGACUGAAAGACGACUUCAUCGUGCUGUGUGUCCACACGUUGGAGCGCGAGUUCUUCCCGCGAUAUGAGGCGCAACUGGUGGUGCUUUUGAUGGGGAUGUUAGCCAACCUGAUCGACUGGGUUAAGCUUGAAACGCUUGCUUUCUUGCGUCACUUGCUCCCCGUGAUUAACUUAUCGAAGCCUGAAUACAGCGGUGUCGGUGCUGACUUGAUCAGCCCGCUUUUGCGGUUGUUAUUGACGGAACACGCCGAGAGUGCCCUUCGGGUGUUGGAUGAAGUGGAACACAUCCUGGGGUCUCAGUUAGACCGUGAGGUAUUGCGUAUGGCUCUUGGUACCACUGGAGCCGCGGCUCGCGAGUCUCAGGACAACGUCACUGCCCUCUUCGGUAUCCCUCAAGAACUGGGCUGGAGUGUGCCUACACCGUCGUUGGCGGCUGCCAAUACCCGCAACAACGUCCAUGCCGUCUACCUCACGUGUACCCCUACCGUGGUCGAGGAAGACGGCCUGGAUGACGACACUAUUGAGUUCCACCGCGAAUUACCAGGUCAAACACCCGCGUACUCGCCUCAAGAGGCUGAUGCCGAUGAAGUAUCGAUGGCGGUUACUGACGACCACGAGGCGCUGUUGCUGAACGUGUGGGCCGCUUUGGACGAUCUCGACUCCUUCUUCACUAAGGAGCAACCCGAAGCCGGCAUGGCUCUCCCCGCGCUGGAACUGGUGCCUCAGGUGUACGAGAACGACGUGCUGUUCAUUCUCAACCGGCUGUUGGCCCGCACCCAGCUGAACAUCCUGUUCCGUACGGGUUUGGCCGAUACUCCCAUGGUGAACCUGCCGCCACCAGUACUGCCGCAGAUGGGGUACCACUCGCUGGCGAUUGCCCCCCGCCGUCUGUACAUCCCCUUCCGGCUGAAGCGGGCUGAUACUACGCCGAGAAUCGAUAACCACCAGUUUGAGGCUACUACUCCUACUACGCUGUCGCCCUACGCCAACGGCAACUCCAACUCGGUAUCGACCAUCAUCACUGAAGGAAAUCUGCCCACGGAAAACCCGCCCCCGCACCACUCACCACUCAAUUUGCACCACUUGCCCCUGACGCGGUUUGAGGGUAUCUUGGGUGGGUCAUCGCGUAAACGGCUGCGCAAAUCACUAGUGCUGCCUCCGGUACUGGUGGUGCAACUUCCAGAGAAUCCUACCGUGGCUACGGCUAAUAUUUUGAAUCAACCCAUCUCGUCGCCGGUGCACAAUCGACCUAAGCGAUAA
Molecule: messenger RNA, 7887 nt
Organism: Diutina rugosa
Lineage: Eukaryota; Fungi; Ascomycota; Pichiomycetes; Serinales; Debaryomycetaceae
Gene: CAS4
Product: Cas4p
Exons: 1
Coding region: 1-7887 (2628 amino acids)
Biological process (GO): cell morphogenesis
Cellular component (GO): site of polarized growth; cell cortex
Source: RefSeq, a predicted model, not a curated record